AUGUCAAUUUGGUUCGGCUUUGCGGGUUUUGCACAGAAGGAUCACAAAGGCUACUGGUUUACGAUUUAUCUCCACGAAGAAUGCAGAGAUCAAAUCAUCCACUCUGAUAUAAAGCCCGAGAACAUUUUGCUUGAUAGCGAUUUCAACGCCAAGGUGGCUGAUUUUGGGCUGGCAAAGUUGGUGGGAAGAGAUUUCAGCAGGGUUUUGACAAGCAUGAGAGGAACUCGAGGUUACAUCGCUCCCGAGUGGAUCGACGGCUUAGUAAUUACUUCCAAGGCAGACAUGUAUAGCUUCGGCAUGAUGCUACUGGAGAUGAUAUCAGGUCGAAGAAAUGUGGACAUGAGCGUGAAGGAACACACUAAGCAAUACUUUCCCAUAUGGGCUGCAACUCAAAUUCUAAACGGAAACAUGAUGAGCGUUGUGGACGAAAGAAUUGCGAUACAUGCGUAUGUUGAGGAGGUGAGAAGAGAUACUCUUGCAAGCCUGGUAUGCAUUUUAAAGAAUGAGAAUGAGAGGCCAAGCAUGGCUCAAGUUAUCCUGAUGCUACAAGGAAAGAUGAAUCCUGAUACACAACAGGUCAUGAGAUCUUUACAGUAUCUAGUUGAAUAUUAG
Molecule: messenger RNA, 612 nt
Organism: Cryptomeria japonica (Japanese cedar)
Lineage: Eukaryota; Viridiplantae; Streptophyta; Pinopsida; Cupressales; Cupressaceae
Product: G-type lectin S-receptor-like serine/threonine-protein kinase At2g19130
Exons: 2
Coding region: 1-612 (203 amino acids)
Biological process (GO): protein phosphorylation
Molecular function (GO): protein kinase activity; ATP binding
Source: RefSeq, a predicted model, not a curated record